Fraxinus pennsylvanica is the source of this 561-nucleotide messenger RNA. NCBI's taxonomy places the organism in Eukaryota, Viridiplantae, Streptophyta, Magnoliopsida, Lamiales, Oleaceae. The record is from the annotation of a GenBank genome assembly.
AUGGCAGAGGAAAGAAUGACCGUGGUUAAGGGUUUAGAUGUAGCGAGGUACAUGGGAAGAUGGUACGAAAUCGCUUCAUUCCCAUCAAGAAAUCAGCCCAAAAAUGGGUCCAAUACAAGGGCAACGUAUACUCUGAACCCUGAUGAUGGCACUGUUAAUGUUUUGAAUGAGACAUGGACUGAUGGGAAAAGAGGGUUCAUUCAAGGCACUGCUUACAAGGCUGAUCCCAGUAAUGAUGAGGCUAAGCUCAAAGUGAAAUUUUAUGUGCCCCCUUUUUUGCCCAUUUUUCCAGUCACUGGCGAUUACUGGGUUUUGUACAUUGAUUCUGAUUAUCAGCAUGCUUUGGUUGGCCAGCCCAGCCGGAGCUCUCUUUGGAUUUUGUGCAGGAAGCCUGAUCUGGAUGAGGGGACAUACAAGGAGCUUGUAGAGAAGGCUGAAGCUGAGGGGUAUGAUGUGAGCAAAUUGCACAAGACACCACAGGCUGAUCCUCCACCAGAGAGUGAAACUGCACCCAAUGACACUAAAGGAAUUUGGUGGAUUAAAUCCAUUCUAGGAAAGUAG